Phytomonas sp. EM1 is the source of this 1854-nucleotide messenger RNA. The record is from the annotation of a GenBank genome assembly. NCBI's taxonomy places the organism in Eukaryota, Euglenozoa, Kinetoplastea, Trypanosomatida, Trypanosomatidae.
AUGACGGACGCCUCGAACCUGGCGUUGACGCUGGAGGUGGGGGCAUUGCAAACGCCGCAUCCCGGACCUUGCGAGUCCGUCAUCUUUCCUUUUGCAGUGAAGAUUAUUGACAAGAAACAUAUAUGCCCGACGGUGCUGUUCGCGGACUCUCAGGAUGACGUCGCGAACGCCCUUCACGGGCUUCUCGCGCUGGAGACGCAGCGGGAUGAGUACGCGCGUCGCCGAGAGCACGACUGGGCUAAGAAAGCGAUCGCCACCGCGCAGCUCUUUCGACGGAGUUCAGACCCAACCGCCGCGAAGGACCCGCAGACGGGCGUCGAAUCCGUUCAGGUCGGCAGGCUGGCGAUGGAGGGAAGUCCAUCUGUAGACCGAUCCCGGCGUAGCGAAGACGCUGCUCGGACCACGCCACUCCACAACGCCCCGACCACGCUGGAGGAGGAUGGGUAUCCGGAGUCCUCGCAAUCGUCGUUCACGCAGCCGGAACGUGAGCUUCAGGCCGUCCGCGAGCGCCAACGGCAUCGCCUGCUCGCCUACCUCCCCUCCGAGCUGCGGCGGGAGUACACGAGGGAAGUCCGUCGCCGUCGCCAGCAGCAGUGCGAGGUGAACAUCCUUCUUACCAUCCAGCAUCCGAACGUUACGCGGGUGUACGAGGUGUUCGACAGCGCCGAUCGUCUGGCGUUGUUGAUGGAAAGGGUAACCGGCGGGGAGGCGUUGGAGCUCCUCCAAUCCACGCCCCCCCCUCCGGACGUUCUCGACGAUGGCGACGGGCUCUAUGCAGGGGGCCCGCUGCCGGAGUUCGUCGUGAAGAUGAUCAUCGUCCAGGUCCUCGAGGCGGUGCAUUAUAUCCACUCCAUGGGCAUCAUCCACCGGGAUCUGAAGCUGGAGAAUUUGCUCAAGCAGCCAUACCGCGUGCCGGUUUUGUGUGCGCGGCAGCUGGAGGUGUUCUGUUGGAAACUGGAGCGACUCCUCCACCUCGGUGUGGCGAAGAAAGAAGAAGAGGAGGAAGAGGCGGCGGCAGCGGCAGCGGCGAUGGACUCUGCGAUGGGGUCAAUCGACGCGCACGGCAACCCUUUUUCCCUCCUCCACACCGUCCACCUCCCACGAGGGCUGUGGCCGGUCGUGAAGAUCACCGAUUUCGGCCUUUCUCACAUCCACCCGACGCGUGGGGUGGAGUCUUCCCAGGCCGAUCCCGCGCGCUCCUUCUACGCGGAGAAUCUCAUGAAAACGGCGUGUGGCACCCCUGUCUACGCCGCGCCGGAGAUCCUCCGGCCGGAGCUCCGCGCCGGGCAACGGGGGUACUCCGCGGCGGUGGAUCUUUUUUCGGUGGGCGUCAUCGCCUACGCGUUGUUGACGGGGCGGACGCCGUUUCCCAUCCGCGCGGACCCCUCCCAGCGUCGGUUUCCCUCGAAAUUGCCGGAGAUCGACUACGACGCGGUGCCGUCGUGGGAGCGCUAUCGGAGACUCCACGGGGAGGACGAGGGGAGCUUCUAUGGGAGCCCGUGCAUGCCGCUCCCGACGCUCGCGCUGGCGGAGCCGAUUUCGUGCAGGGGGGGCGGUGCGGGCGAGGAGGAGGGGGAUGGGGGGGCGCGGUGGUUUCGCGAGGCCCGCCGCACGCGGCCAUCGCCCACCGCGGUGGAAACGAUCCUCCACGCCCUGCGCGAUCACGCGCGCGAGCGACGUGGGAAGCGGCUGGAGCUGGAUCUUGAGCGUUGGGUGGUCGCCUCGCAUCGCGCGCAGGGGUCUUCAGGAGGGGGGGGGAUUCUUUUGCUUCGUGGGUGGCGUCCGACCUCCCCGGGCGGCGCGCGCUGCCGCCGAUCUCCUCCCUCGGGCGGUCUUUUCUCCGGGCGCUUCUGA